CAGUGCAUUCAUCCAUUUCCUCGCCGGUUUCAAAAACUCUACCUGCCGCAAUAGCAACCACAGGUCCGGAACCCUAAUUCCCUUUUGAUUCUUUUUUUAAAUGGGGAGCAGAUUUCUGAGAAAUUCAGUAAUUCCACCUUUCAUUCCUUCCUCGAUCAACAGUUCAUGUGUGCCCAAAUCGCCAUAUCUUCAAAUUCCGAUCCAUCCAUCGAAUCCUUUUACCGCCAGAAAAACCGCCAUCCGAUGCGUUGAAAACCCCAACAAAACCCUAAGAACCUGCAAGAAUUGCAAAACCCAAUUCGACCCUUCUCUCAAUCACCCUCGAGCUUGCCGAUUCCAUACAGCCCAUUUCGGAGGUGAAACGAAGAGGAAGUUCGAGAGUGUACACAGUGGGGGUACCAUGAACACCCCCGACUCAGGCCGAGUUCUACAGUACUGGCAUUGCUGCGGCUCUGAAGAUCCCUUUGAUGCCGGCUGCACUGCAGCUCCUCACUGUUCAUACGAUGACUGAUGGAUGAACAGCAGAGAUUGCUUGGAGUUUCUGGCCCUAAUUUGCUGGGCCAAGAUUUGUAAUGUUUUUGUGUAGAUUCAUACAUUGUUAUCGAAAUGAAAUAAAGUUCAUUCACCA
Molecule: messenger RNA, 628 nt
Organism: Magnolia sinica
Lineage: Eukaryota; Viridiplantae; Streptophyta; Magnoliopsida; Magnoliales; Magnoliaceae
Exons: 2
Coding region: 101-511 (136 amino acids)
Source: RefSeq, a predicted model, not a curated record